This is a messenger RNA of Daphnia magna, 1562 nucleotides long. Its product is annotated as protein CDV3 homolog. Gene Ontology annotation, cellular component: cytoplasm. NCBI's taxonomy places the organism in Eukaryota, Metazoa, Arthropoda, Branchiopoda, Diplostraca, Daphniidae. Bases 129 to 941 code for a protein of 270 amino acids. The transcript has 4 exons. The record is from RefSeq and is a predicted model, not a curated record.
UAUACAGAGCAGUUCAUUCUGCAAUGGCUGUCAGCAUGUGCAUGUAACAUAUGUCUCAACGUUCUCUUCCUUAAGUGUGACCUAUUUUUGUCUUGCCAUUUGAACACUGAUUGUUGACGUCCGCCACAAUGGCCGAUCUAGAUGAUUUUUUUGCCAAGAAAGACAAGAAGAAAUCUAAAGUCAAGAAGUUCACGGCUAGUGAGCUGUUGACUUCAUCUAAGUUCCACCAGGGAGAAGACGUGGCAGCCGUUCCGACCGGUGUUCCCAGGAAACCACCAGUCGAAAGGCCGAAAAAAGAAGAAAUUGUACAUGAAUCUGGAGACUCAGAGGCUGCCCCUGUUCAAAGCAAACCAACUGUAGAAGCUGAAGAAGAAGAAUGGGGUGAAUUUGAACAAGAGAAGGAACGUGAUUAUUCUGGUCUUAAGAUCCAGAAGUUGCAAAUCCAGGAUUCUGAAGAUGACUUUGGUGAUGAAUCUGGUGAAACAGAGCUGAAUGAAGAGGGUGAAGUUAUUAAAAAGGAACCUGCGGGACCUUGGAACAAGAUCAAUGCUCAGCCAACUACAAAUGUUAAAGUUAAAGAGGCAGUUGUGGAAAUUCCUACUCCAAAUACAGCUGGAGGUGUUUAUAUACCACCAAGUAAGCGAAACCAGCCUGCAGGAGGUAGCUCAAGCAGCUCUGCAUCUGCAUCAAGAUCACGAAUUGGAAAAAAAGAGAAGGGUGCACCAGACUUGAAUAACCAAGAAUUUUUCCCUACAUUGUCAGCAGCUGUGGCCAUUGAGCAGAACAACUUGAAACUCAAGAAAUUUGAACAGACGGAGCGUGGCUUUACCGAAGCUAAACCCAGUCGAUCCCAUUCUAAUCGCAACGCCGUUGUUCCAGGGCACGAGGGUCCUCAUCUCCACUUGGGCAACAAAUUUAAUGCCCUUUCCAACGACGACUAGAUAAAGGAAAUGUUAAGUCAGAAGUCAGGGUGUGUAAGUCCAGCUGUAAGGAAAGAAAAAGGUGAAUGAAUUGUUUCUGGUUGUAAUUUCUCUUUCUUUCCCUCCUUCUCUGUGGGCGAGUCAACUGUCAGCAACGAGAGCACAGAGGGGAAAGGGAGGCAAAUAUUCAAGGGACUUUGUUCUAUAGUUUAUGCUAGCUUAAUUGAUUCUUCCGUUGAUACUGAUACUGAGGGCUUUCUUGGCGUUUUGCAGAGAACUUUGGUUCUCUGUAGUUUUCUUUUCCUGCUCUUUGAUUGAUAAGAUGCAGGUGUGGGAAUCGAGAGCUUUGAUUUGCGGUAUGUUUCUAUUGAGUGCUCCUACGCGAUCCUACUUGCCAUUUGCGACCAAAAUCAACGUACUGAUCGAUAUUAGAGCCUAUUAUAAUGAAUUCCCUUUGCACUUUGAUACUGCUCCCCAAAAAAACGUCAUCCCGCGGGUGCCAUCCUUCUUUCAGCAAUUUACCGCUCUUUCUCUCCUUUCUCUUCUUGUAUCUCCAGGUUUUUUUUUUUUUUUCUCGCUACCCGCGGCUGGAUUGGAAAUGACAUGAAAACAAAACUAAUAGAUUGCAAUUCAAUUUUCCAA